Molecule: messenger RNA, 762 nt
Organism: Ilex paraguariensis (yerba mate)
Lineage: Eukaryota; Viridiplantae; Streptophyta; Magnoliopsida; Aquifoliales; Aquifoliaceae
Source: the annotation of a GenBank genome assembly
AUGGUAAACAUCGCAUCUCUUUCUCUCUCUUUUCUCUUCUUCUUCCUCAAAACAAAACCAAGCAUCGUAUCUCUUUCUCGCCCCUUUCUCUUCUUCUUCUUCCACAUAACAAAACCCAAUAUUCAUAAUUACAACAAACGCGCCAUCAACAAGUUCCACGCAAACACACGCUUCAAUGCAUGCAUAUAUAUAAGACCACGAACCUGUCCUCUUUGUCAUUCAAUCUUCUUUGUUAUGGAGACAAAAGCACGCAAUUUAGAAAUCACUGUCAUCUCUGGCGAGGGUCUCCGUAUCAAACAGAGACGCGUGAAGCAGAAUGCUUUCGUGAUCCUUCGGACCGAUUCACAUAAUGUUCGAACAACGAACAGUGAUGCUGAAGGUGGAAGCUACCCUGCAUGGCAUGAGAAACUAGUCGUUGAUAUGCCCAUGCAUGCACGUUACGUUACCGUUGAAGUGCAUUGCAAGACGUGUUCAGGAAAUAAGAUCGUCGGAAUGGCGAGAAUUCCAGCUUCGGACUUCCUCGGAGGAUAUGUACCGGCGAACUACUUGCAUUUUUUGAGUUAUCGGUUGAGGGAUGUGAAGGGUGAGAGGAAUGGGAUUAUUAAUCUUUCUGUACGAGUGAAAUCGCCGGCAAAUGGUGGGUGUGGUGGUGGUAGUAGUAGUGGUGGACGGCCAUUGUUCGGAGCUCCGAUAGGCCAAAAGGUUUCUAAUUCUAAUGGGAUUGCGGUGGGCGUUCCAGUUUGGUAUCAAUACCAAGUUUAA